Cladocopium goreaui is the source of this 882-nucleotide messenger RNA. NCBI's taxonomy places the organism in Eukaryota, Dinophyceae, Suessiales, Symbiodiniaceae. The record is from the annotation of a GenBank genome assembly.
AUGGAUGUUGCCCCGGUGCUGCAGACGGAGAAGCAACAGCUGGCCGAGCCCAGGAAGUUUGUUUUGGAUGAGGAAGCAAAGGAAGGCAUUGCUUACGUGGCCAAGCUCUUCACCAACGAUCGAGUGUCCCGGGAGGCCUUUACCUUCCUGGCUCCAGAGAACUCUUCGGAGGAUGUGGUUGCCAGCUCAGCGACCAGGCAACCGCUCCUGGGAUUCGGCCCUUCACGCGAAAAAAACCCAACUAGAUCCGGUAGUGCAGAUCGCCCCCGGCCGUGGCCACGUGGCCGGCCGUGGGCCAUGUUGAUUCCCAUGAGCCCCGAUGGAAGUCCUGGAUUGGUACCUGAUGUAGUGAAAACCUUCCAUAUUUAUGGAUGGUACAUGGUGAUCUUUCUCUUGUCCAUUCAAUCUCUGGGAGAAAUUCUAAGUGGAGAUGCAUUUGCAGGUAUCAUUUUCGCCAUCAUGGCAGGGAUUGUGAUUUAUAUGAUCCAUGAUGGCUGCAAGAAUAUGACGAUGUAUUGCCUCUUCAUGCUGGGCAUCAUGUCCGGCUUCCAAUGUUUUUUCGACAUCCUGGGCCUACUCUCCGUGCUGGGUGGGAGGGAGACGACCAGCUCAACGGUGGAGGGCACCGAUCAGGAUGUGACGGUGAUCACCAAGAUCACAAUGCAUCCAUUCUUUGAUAAGAAGAUGGAUGACCAGUACAACUUGCAGUCUCUGAUGAUGUUGCUAAGUCCAGGAGUGAUGUCGGUGUCCUGUACCAUGUGCUAUUUAUCGUACAAUGCAUUCUCAGAUUCGCUCUUCGAGCUUGAUGAUGAAGCAGACCCAAUCUAUUCCAGAGGCUUUGCCACAGGUGUGGAUGGGAUGGAUGGGAUGGAUGGGAUGUGA